This is a messenger RNA of Musa acuminata subsp. malaccensis (wild Malaysian banana), 555 nucleotides long. RefSeq lists its product as uncharacterized. The record is from RefSeq and is a predicted model, not a curated record. NCBI's taxonomy places the organism in Eukaryota, Viridiplantae, Streptophyta, Magnoliopsida, Zingiberales, Musaceae. Gene Ontology annotation, cellular component: chloroplast inner membrane; chloroplast thylakoid membrane.
AAAUCUAACAAACAGGUCGCAACGGCGGCAAUCGCGAAUCCCCUAGUCUCCGUUAGAGGCCCCCGAUUGCAAGCGCUCUCCGGCUAUACUUCGAAGGUGUCCGACAAGUCUCUUGUUGUUUGCCAUCCUUUGAGCGUGUCGAUUAGAUCCCUUCGCCGGCGGAAAGCAGGAGCUGCAGGCUGCAAUGGCCAUUUUUUUCUCCGACCAGUUCACAGGGAGAGUGGAAGCCCAGGCAAUGCAGUCUUCUUCAUUGGAGGCUUUGUGCUGGGAGGAAUUAUGGCUGGAACACUUGCUUGUGUUUAUGCACCUCAGAUCAGCAAAGCACUAACUGGAACUGACAAAAAAGAUCUAAUAAGGAAGUUACCAAAAUUCAUCUACAAUGAAGAGAAAGCUUCAGAGAAAUCGAGAAAGGCACUGGCGGAGAAGAUUGCACAACUCGACUCCACCAUUGAGGAUGUUUCUUCUCAAUUCCGACCAGAUGAUGAGCCAAAUGGAGUGGCUGUGACUUCCGACGAGUUUGAAGCUGCAAAAUAAGAUCAAGUUGGGGGCAUGAAU